Coregonus clupeaformis (lake whitefish) is the source of this 2091-nucleotide messenger RNA. It is a transcript of the gene c14h7orf25, whose product is annotated as chromosome 14 C7orf25 homolog. The record is from RefSeq and is a predicted model, not a curated record. NCBI's taxonomy places the organism in Eukaryota, Metazoa, Chordata, Actinopteri, Salmoniformes, Salmonidae. Bases 123 to 1454 code for a protein of 443 amino acids. The transcript is spliced from 3 exons.
GCCACCACCGACCAGGCAGCUGAGAGGCGAACAAGCAUUGUCACCGGGCCAGUGGUACACGUAGCAAGGUAGCUGCAACGCAGCAUACUAAUUUACCGGCUUUUUCGAAUAAUGCACCAAAGAUGGCCGCCACACACUCCAUGCUGCAGGAGCGUAUCCAGGUGGCCCAAGAGCUUCUCAAGCGUGUGGACCUGCUCUGUGCGAGGCAGGCGCGCGAUGUGGAGGGCCGGGCCAAGCUCUGCAGCAAGCUGCGCGCCGAGCUCAAGUUCCUGACCAAGGUGGAGGCGGGCAAGGUGCUCAUCAAGGAGUCCCACCUGCAGAGCACCAACCUCACCCACCUGAAGGCCAUCGUGGAGUCGGCCGAGUCCCUAGAGAUGGUGGUGAGCGUGCUGCAUGUGUUCGCCUACGAGGACGCCGGCGGCAUCAAGCAGACGCUGGUGGUGGAUGUGGUGGCCAACGGCGGGCACACCUGGGUCAAGGCCAUUGGGCGCAAGGCAGAGGCACUGCACAACAUCUGGCAGGGCCGGGGCCAGUACGGAGACAAGAGCGUGGUGGAGCAGGCUGAGGACUUCCUGCAGGCCAGCCGCCAGCAGCCUGUGCAGUACAGCAACCCACACAUUAUCUUUGCCUUCUACAACGGCGUCUCCAGCCCCAUGGCCGACCGCCUGCGGGAGAUGGGCAUCUCGGUGCGCGGGGACAUCGUGGCGGUAAACUUGGUGAUGGCGGAUGAGGAGGAGGAGGAAGGAAGCGAGGAGGGGGAAGAGAGGGAGGGAGCAAACGAGGGGGGCAAGGAACACUGCUACGAAGAGGAAGAGCGAGAAGGCAAGGCUGCGGAGGAAGAUGAAGACGAUGAAAACUUUGUCGAAGAAGAAGACGUCGAGCACACGCGAGUGGACCGCGACACCGUCGUGGCUAGCCUGGCCUUCCCCACCGAGGUCAAGGUGGAUGUGUGCCGGCGGGCCAACCUGGACAUCACAACACUCAUCACGUACGUGUCGUCACUGAGCCACGGCCACUGCCGCUUGGCCUUCAAGGAGCAGGUGCUGACUGAGCAGGCAGCCCAGGAGCGGCAAGAGAAGGUCCUCCCCCGCCUCCAGGAGUUCAUGGCGGGCAAGGAGCUGUACGCGUGCCAGUCGGCCGUACACGACUUCCGCGUCAUCCUGGACACGCUGGGCGGCCCCGGCGAGAAGGCGCGUGCCGACGAGCUGCUGAGGCGGCUGCGAGUGGUGCCCGACCAGCCGUCAGAACGCACGCAGCGUCUCACGUCCAGCUCCAAGGUGAACCCCCGCUCGCUCAUGAUUUUCGGCACGGGCGACACACUACGGGCAGUCACAAUGACGGCCAACAGUGGCUUUGUGAGAGCGGCAGCCAAUCAGGGCGUGCGGUACAGCGUGUUCAUCCACCAACCGCGUGCCUUGACGGAGGGCAAGGAGUGGAGGGCCACGCCCAUAUGAGAGAGGGAGAACCAACACCCACAGUGGAAGGAGGAGGAAGAAGACUGAUGACGAGGGUGAGGAGUGAAGAAGGGCUCCGACAGCGAAAAAAAAAGACUAGACAAGGUUUGUGUAAUAUACCACUGAACAGACAUUUAAAAAGGGUGUGGAAUAUACCACUAAACAGACAUUAAAGGGGUGUGGGUGUGGAAUAUACCACGGAACAGUAAUUAAACGGGUUGGGUGACUGCCAGAACAGAGAACACUUCUGCAAAACAGAGGAUGCGUAUACAUUUUUGUUGUCGUUGAGACACCUCGUAUAAAUCAAAUAUUUAUCACAGCUUUUUGCUAUGUGCCAUUUCAAUGUGUCACUGCAAUGUAAAGGCAUUGUGCUCAGUUGGAAAAGCACUACUGGUUUAGUUUAACACUCAGACAGUACAGUGGUGAUGGCUGUGUCGCCUACAUACUGUAUAUGCAAAAUUAGUUUAUGAUAUGAUGAAAUAUCAGCUUUCUCAGUACCGCUUUGUAUUUUAGGGCAAUUAAACGGCUUUGGCCCAAUGUGCUGAGGGUGAAGUAUAUUUGUUUUCUGUAUUGCAAGUCGGAAUUAGAUGUAAAUAAAGCAUCUUUAAAUAAAAAAAAAUGCUAUUUAUUGAAUGAA